Talaromyces marneffei is the source of this 435-nucleotide messenger RNA. RefSeq lists its product as uncharacterized. The coding region runs from base 1 to 435 and encodes 144 amino acids. NCBI's taxonomy places the organism in Eukaryota, Fungi, Ascomycota, Eurotiomycetes, Eurotiales, Trichocomaceae. The record is from RefSeq and is a predicted model, not a curated record. The transcript has 2 exons.
AUGGUUCUACCUCAUGACCCUUUCAAGGCAUGUGUAAUCCCCCGGCCAAUUGGCAGGAUAUCAACGCGAAGUAAAGAUGGACUAGACAAUUUCGCUCCAUACUCGCAAUUCAACAAUCUCACCUUUGAGCCGCCAUAUGUCAUGUUCUCCUCCAAUGUACUGCCCAACAACACGCGCAAAGCAACCGUCGUCAAUGCCGAAGAGACGAAACAUUUCGUCUGGAACUUGGCCAUAUGGGACCUGCGCGAAGCCGUUAAUAUCACGGAGAAUACCUUCCUCAUGGCGUGGACGAAUUCGAAAAAGCGUCGCAAUACAUCUCCAAGGAGCCCGCGACGCUUAUGGAUGCGUCGAUGGUCAAGGAAUCGCCGGUCAAAUUCGAAUGUGAAUAUCACUCCACCCGCGACUACCGGGAAAUCCGCCCAUGGACGCUGUUGA